Molecule: messenger RNA, 153 nt
Organism: Trichomonas vaginalis G3
Lineage: Eukaryota; Parabasalia; Trichomonadida; Trichomonadidae
Product: ATP binding
Exons: 1
Coding region: 1-153 (50 amino acids)
Biological process (GO): cellular response to unfolded protein; protein refolding
Cellular component (GO): cytoplasm
Molecular function (GO): ATP binding; ATP-dependent protein folding chaperone; misfolded protein binding
Source: RefSeq, a predicted model, not a curated record
AUGUCUGCUUUUGGUAUUGAUCUUGGUACAACAUACUCAUGUGUCAGUCAAUUCCUUCACAAUCGUGUUGAUAUUCUUGCCAAUGAUAUGGGUAACAGAACAACUCCAUCAUACGUUGCUUUCAUGGAUGACGAAAGACUUGCCGCAUAUUAA